Molecule: messenger RNA, 2429 nt
Organism: Pungitius pungitius (ninespine stickleback)
Lineage: Eukaryota; Metazoa; Chordata; Actinopteri; Perciformes; Gasterosteidae
Product: G1/S-specific cyclin-D1-like
Exons: 5
Coding region: 260-1159 (299 amino acids)
Biological process (GO): regulation of cyclin-dependent protein serine/threonine kinase activity; mitotic cell cycle phase transition
Cellular component (GO): nucleus; cytoplasm; cyclin-dependent protein kinase holoenzyme complex
Molecular function (GO): cyclin-dependent protein serine/threonine kinase regulator activity
Source: RefSeq, a predicted model, not a curated record
ACGCGGUCCCUCAUAAGGAGACGCAGCAGGUACAGCCGCUCCACAUGGCCGGUGGGGAGAGACCUGUAUCCCCGUAACUAGAGUAAGAACCGCGGAGACAACUAAGGACACGUUUGACUGUCUCCAGCACCUGACACCCAUAGACACGUGCUGUUCUCAGAGCAGUUGAAAGGACCUUGUAGGACCUUCCCUGUCUGCGGCAUGUGGAGCGGCUGAGACAUUAGGUCGUCAGCUGAGUAGAAGCUUGUCCCACGACACGAUGGACUGCAUGGAUCCUCGGCUGCUGUGCUGCGAAGGGGACCGGCCCCCCAUCCGGAGGGCCUACCGGGACUCGAACCUGCUCAACCAGCGGGUCCUGCACGCGCUGCUGCGGGCGGAGGACAAGUACCUCCCCGCGUCCAACUACUUCAAAUGCGUGCAGAGGGACAUCGCUCCGUACAUGAGGAGGAUCGUGGCCACCUGGAUGCUGGAGGUGUGCGAGGAGCAGAAAUGCGAGGAGGAGGUCUUCCCCCUGGCCAUGAACUACAUGGACCGCUUCCUGUCCGUGGAGCCCACCAAGAAGAGCCAUCUCCAGAUCCUAGGAGCGGCCUGCAUGUUCCUGGCGUCCAAGCUGAAGGAGACGAUCCCACUGUCUGCGGAGAAGCUGUGCAUCUACACCGAUAACUCGGUCACACCCGGCCAGCUGCUGCAAAUGGAGCUGCUGGUUUUGAACAAGCUAAAGUGGGACCUGGCCUCGGUAACCCCCCUCGACUUUAUCGACCAUUUUCUGUCUCAGCUGGCCGUCAGGAGCGAGAACCGGCCGAUCCUCAGGAAGCACGCUCAGACCUUCGUAGCUCUGUGUGCCACGGAUGUGAACUUCAUUGCCAGCCCUGCGUCCAUGGUGGCAGCGGGCAGCAUGGCGGCCGCGGUGGAGGGCUUGCAGACAAGAAUGGCGGGAAAUGCAGCGACGUCCCAGAAGCUGACGGAGCAGCUGGCGCAGACCAUCCGGAGCGACCCGGACUGCCUCAGGGCUUGUCAGGAGCAAAUAGAGUCUCUGCUAGAAACCAGUCUCCGACAGGCACAGCAACCUCAACACUUGGUUACCAUGGAAACCAAGGAAAUCGGCGAGGGGCAGGACCUCUCGACUACACCCACAGAUGUCCGGGACAUCAAUAUCUGAGUGCUGCAGAUGGUACGGACAGAGUGGACGGCCAACCCACGAGGAACUGGACUCGACCGUCGAUCAGACCAGAAUGAACUGGAGGACGUGGACACAACUGAACAUCCAGGACGUCAAACUCCGUAGGACUGGAUUUGAGAGACACUGAAAGGAUAGCUGUGACAUCGCGAGUGGCUCCUCGCCCGGGGUAAUGGGUGGGAACCAACCGGGGGCGGUGUGGAGGACUCAUCUGAGACUGGAAUGUCUCCUGUCCCGCUGUAUUUAUCAAAGAAUUCCAUAUUAUUAAUGUAGUUUGCUAUAGUGGAGGAAUGUGAUGGAUUUAUAAAGCAAACAGCUAUAUUUUAGAAGCAUCAAAUUUUAAACCGCAGUUUAAAACUUUUUAUUAUUUUUUUUUAUUGUAUUGUCUUCACGGCAUUCUGUUGUCCCAGAAGAGUAACCCUAAAAGUUACUCUUCAGAGUCUGACUUAAAUAGUUUAUUUGGAAGUUUUUCAUUGAUCUUUUACUGUUUUAGAAGUUUGAAAACACUGGCCCUGUUUUUUAAUAUGUAAGAAAACAAGUGAUGGUGUACAAUAAGAGCUAUAAUUUUAUACAUUAAUACACGCUGGACAGCACAAAGGGAACAGUGUCUGUAAAGAGGCAAACCAACCACUGUUGUGAUGUAGUGCACACAUUGCUGCACUAAGGGGCAGUGUGCUAUUUGGGAUGCAGCCACCAGACAUUGCAAUGGUGCAUACCAGUAUCCAACUGCAGUAUCGUCGGCCCAAGAGCGAGGAUCUCUUUCCUAAAUGUCCACUGAGCCUUUGGUUCCUGGAGACGACACAACGCUUUUCCCUUUGUCUCUGGUUUCCACACAAUACAGAAAGUCUUUGGCUCUAAGGAAGAAGGGAAAGAGUUGUCUGAAUUUUUGUAAAACAAGAGAUCAGGUAUUUAUUUAUUAUCACUUGACUAACGCUAAAAGUCCGUUUUUGGAUUUAGCUUCUUAAUUACCUCGACGGCAGGGGCGUGGUAGUGGGGGGGGAAAGUGGACCUGACUACCCAGGGCCCUGUCUAGGGAGAGGGCCCUUUGCUAACUUGCAUCGUACAAUGGCAUGUGUAGGGGGCCCACUGACAUUGAGAGUAUACAGGGCCCAGAAUUUGGUGCUUCGCAGCCCUCGACGGUACAAAAUGUUUUGAUUCCUAAACAUUAAACUGAUUAGUAACUUUAGAGCAUUGCAUAUGAGCUUGUUGGUGGUGAUGUGUGUCAAAGAAUUAAAGGAAAACUGGUCACCAU